Messenger RNA from Lactuca sativa (garden lettuce), 2714 nucleotides. RefSeq names its product serine/threonine-protein kinase/endoribonuclease IRE1b. Lineage: Eukaryota; Viridiplantae; Streptophyta; Magnoliopsida; Asterales; Asteraceae. The record is from RefSeq and is a predicted model, not a curated record. Gene Ontology annotation, cellular component: IRE1-TRAF2-ASK1 complex. Gene Ontology annotation, molecular function: RNA endonuclease activity; protein serine/threonine kinase activity; ATP binding. Gene Ontology annotation, biological process: intrinsic apoptotic signaling pathway in response to endoplasmic reticulum stress; mRNA processing; IRE1-mediated unfolded protein response.
AGAGAAGCAAUUGAUAAUGGAUAUAUUGAUGGAGAAGACUCAGAUUCUUCACAAAACCCCACAUAUCCAAUCGUCAGAGCAAAUCGAAUACCCCCUUUCAAUUAAAUGGUGAAUAAUUUACAAGUUAUCUUACUAAAAUGAGAAUGAGAGGACCUCUAAUUUCACUUUUGCGCCUUUUGGCCGUGAUUCCAGCGGCAUAUGGGAGUCUGCCGGUGCUCCCGCCGCCUUCAACGACGUCCGAUUCUACUGUUUCGUAUCAAUUUCAUCUUCCGCCGCCGCUUCCGGCCAAGAUCAACUCAACACCUAAACAAGAUGCUAUAUUGGUGGCUGCACCAGAUGGCACAUUAUAUCAAGUAGAUAUCAGUUCAGGUAGAAUUCUUUGGUCUUUUCCAUCUGGAGCACCAAUAUAUGAUUCACAUCAAGCAGUUAAUUUGGAGGAUGAUGAGCAUAAUUCCUCUAGGCAGCAGCAGCACAAUAAGUUCUAUAUAGAUUGUGGAGAUGACUGGCAACUCUAUAUCCAUGCCAAAAACACUAAAGCAGAGAAACUUCCAUUUGGAGUAGAAGAGUUAAUCGGACGUACUCCACAUGUUUCAGUUGAUGGAGUUCUCUUAGGGUCAAAAAAGACAACUGUAUUCCUUGUUGACCCACAAACCGGUAAAAUAAUUUACACCUUCAAGUCAAACGGAGGUCAAACCCCCGAACAAAAUUCCAUAAUACUAAAGAAAGAUGCUAACAAAUGGAACGACCCAACCACAUUGGACUUUGACCCUGUUGACCAUGACCAACUUCUCUACAUCAAGAGGUUUGACUAUGAGCUAAAAUAUUCGUCAUCAACAACCGGAAAUGUUUUAUGGUAUCUCAUGUUUGCUGAUUUCGAAGCUUCUCAAUGUCAUGGAUCAAAUACCUUUUUAGGUGGAAUGCAAGAUUUUUGUCAGACAAAUUAUCCGGUUUUUCGUGUUCGUGAUCCUCGUGAAUUGGAGUCAAUUUUCAUGGUCAGCAAGCUAGAAAUGUCACUUAAUGGUGGUCAAACUUUUGCCCUACCUCCUCCUAGUGAUGAAAUGCCCAAACAAAUUGUUCCAUAUUCGCCCCCUAAGCCUCGACAUAUUUACGAAAUACCCCCUCAAAUUCAUCAUAGUAACAAGACCGAAAAUCCGAGUAGAAUUCUUGUGAACUUGCAUGGGUUUUUGGUUGCUGGGGUUUCGUUCUUGAUAGCGUUAAUCUUUUAUUUAUGGAAUUUAUUGAGGAAAGAGAAGAAAGUGAAUGAGGUGGUUAGUGUAAUUAAGGUGCAAAAUGUAACACCAUCCAAAAAGAAAAAAACCCGGAAAUCUGGAGGAAAUAAUCACAUAGUUUCUGAACGAAAAAUCGGGAAGUUAUUGGUUUUCAAUAAAGAAAUUGGGAAGGGAAGUAAUGGAACAGUUGUAUUGGAGGGAAUUUAUGAUGGUAGAGCUGUUGCUGUGAAAAGGAUUGUGAAGGUGCAUCAUGAUGUGGCAUUAAAAGAGAUACAAAAUCUGAUUGUAUCUGAUCAACAUCCUAAUAUUGUUAGGUGGCAUGGGGUUGAGUAUGAUCAAGAUUUUGUUUAUAUUGCACUUGAACGAUGUGUAUGUAGCUUGCAUGAUUUGAUAUUAUUACAUGGUGAUUCGAGUGUUGAAUUGCAAUCGACGAUGGAAGUAUUCAAAGAUUUGAAAUUAUGGAAGCCUAAUGGAUAUCCUUCUCCAGUUAUGCUGAAAGUAAUGAGGGAUAUAGUUACUGGACUUGCCCAUUUACAUGAGCUUGGAAUUAUUCACCGGGAUUUAAAGCCUCAGAAUGUCUUAAUACGCAAAGAUACUUCCAUUAGUGCAAAGGUCUCUGAUAUGGGCAUUAGCAAACGCCUAUCUGACAAUAAAUCUUCUUUAACCAAAACCACAACAGGUUAUGGGAGUUCAGGGUGGCAAGCACCAGAGCAACUUAAGAAUGAAAGGCAAACGCGUGCUGUGGAUUUAUUCAGUUUUGGGUGUUUACUGUUCUUCUGUAUUACUGGUGGUAGACACCCGUUUGGUGACAUGCUUGAACGCGAUAUAAACAUUGUGAAUGAUCGAAAAGAUCUUUUCUUGGUGGAUAAUAUUCCAGAAGCUUUUCAUCUCAUCUCCCACCUCCUACAUCCGGAUCCACAAUUCAGACCAAAAGCCGCAGAAGUCUACAACCACCCGCUCUUCUGGGAUGCAGAGACCCGUCUCUCCUUCCUUCGAGACGCAAGCGACCGUGUAGAGUUAGAAGACCGUGAAACAAAUUCCAAUCUUCUAAAAUCACUCGAAGCCACGGGCCCACAAGCCUUGGGUGGCAAAUGGGAUGAAAAACUAGACAACACCCUUCUAACUGACAUCGGGCGUUACAGAAAAUACAAAUAUGAUAGCGUACGUGAUUUAUUACGCGUUAUAAGAAACAAAUUGAAUCAUUAUAGAGAACUCCCGAAAGAAUUGCAAAGUGUGUUGGGUGUGGUCCCCACGGGGUUUGAAGGGUAUUUUAGUAGUCGGUUUCCAAGGCUUGUUAUGGAAGUGUAUAAGGUUUUGAAAGAAUAUUGUGGAGAUGAAGAGUUUCUUCAUAAGUAUUAUAGAGAAGGGAAGUUUUAAGUUAUAUAAAGUGUUUGUUGAAUGUUGAUGAUGGUUUUUUCAAAAAAGAAAUGUGACAUGGUGUAUAUAUAUAUAUUUUAACUAAAAAGAUGGCUUCUGAAUUUAUUA